Stegastes partitus (bicolor damselfish) is the source of this 1953-nucleotide messenger RNA. It is a transcript of the gene cunh18orf63, whose product is annotated as chromosome unknown C18orf63 homolog. The transcript has 12 exons. Lineage: Eukaryota; Metazoa; Chordata; Actinopteri; Pomacentridae. The coding region runs from base 94 to 1953 and encodes 619 amino acids. The record is from RefSeq and is a predicted model, not a curated record.
GAAGCUUCAUGGAGCUCGUUGAGACCUGAAACCAGACGCAGGCUUGUGACAGUAAAGCUGAUCGUAGUGUUUCUGGGUGCGUUUGUGAGCAGGAUGAGUGGAGGCGUCCAGCAGUCCCUGGUUUUCCUCCGACUUCCAGAUUUGAAGAAGCUGGUCUGUGUCACUCUGAGUCUUCAGGAGGAGGACGAGGAUGCGCGGAGCAAACAGAUCCAGACCUGCAGGGAGCUGCUGCUGCUGUUCUCUGAGCUUCUGGCCUCUCCGGCUCUGGACUCCUUCACCGACAUCACAGUGGUCAUGGCCAUUCCUUUCUUCCAGAGAGGAAUCCUCCAGGCGUUCGGACGGAGACGUGGCCUGCAGCUGGGCUGUCCUCAGCCGGCGUUUCCAGGAGACCUCCAGCGCUGUGUGUCCUACUCUCUGAUCACCAGACUGGCUCCCGGCUGGAACAAGGCCGGACGCUACCUGAUCUCAGGAAAAGACUUCCUGACUGAAGGAGGGAGGCUCAACGCUGUCAGCCUGGAGCUGAGCACCAGGGAGGGCCAGCUGUGCAUCAGUGUUGAGGCCAGCGCUGUCCGACUGCCGCCGCCCAAACUGGAGGACUUCGAUCUCCCUCCGCUGGUCCUGAGGAGGUUCUGCAGUGACCCAGGCUCCGUGCUCGACCCGACGUCCACCGGAGGAGCCCUGUGGUGUCACGUCCUGCCCAGCAUGAAGAAGGGUCAGAUCGUCAGCAUCAGCCGCCAGCUGCCCAGAGACGGACCGUUCAGAACCUACAGGGAGCUGCAGAACCACUGGAGCCGCCUGUACGGCUACAGACUCCCCGAGCUGCCGGAGCAGGAGGAGGUUUACUGCAGCGUCUACUUCAGGCCGCUGGGACGGAAACUCUUCACAUACCCUCUGAGCUGCAUCCGCCUGCAGCCGGCGCAGCGCUGCCCUCGGGUCGACCUGCAGGGGGCGCUGGGCUCCUUCCUGGCCGACGUCGGCGCUCGACUGCAGACGGUUUGCGGCUUCCCUGCGCGACUGAGCAGCAAACCCUGUUACCACACCGUCAGCCUGAGCGCCGCCGCGUCCGUGCAGGUGUUGGAUGGUGAGCACAUCAACCUCACCACCUCCGUCUCCAUCAGGCCGGUGCUUGCCCAGCUCCCUGCGCCUCCUCCUGCCCAGCCACGGAGGCCCUCCUGUGGGCCGCAGCCGCCGGCCUGGGCCCCCCUCUCCCAGCAGGGCGGAGCUCCGGGUCAUGGCUGUGGAUGCCAGAGCAGAGUGAGUCGGGGCUGGGGAGGCGACGGAGGGUCUGUCCUGCCGCUCCUCCGGCCAGCGUCAUCCCUCACCUCCUCCUCGGUUCUCCCACCUCCUCCCCCGGUGCAGCCUCCUCCUAAACUGGUGCCCGUCUUCAAGAACAAGCAUCCGUCGCAUCACGUCAACGUCGCCCUGCUGCGGCUGCAGGAGCAGAGCGAGCAGCUGGGCCGAGCUGCAGCGAGGGUCACGCUACCCGCCUUCAGGAAGACAACUCCGGCCGCCGCUCCUCCUCUUCCUCCUCCUCCUCUUCCUCCACGGGCAGCUUCAUCCCUCCCAGUUCGUCCUCCGCCAACCGUCCCCAACUUCAGCCGUCGCCCCAAAGUCACGCACAUCUCCAGCCUCAGUCCUGCUUUGAAGCCCAAACUGGGCCUGAUCAUCGUUCCAAAGCCGGAGAUCAAGAUCAGAUCCAAGUCCAGCUCCAAACCCACGACGCAGGUUGGCUCAGAAGGAGAAACUGUUGCUGGUAAAAUGCAGGAAUGUCCAACAGAACAACAACAACCGGCGGCUCCACCUGCACCAUCCGCUGACGUCUCCAAAAAGCUGUCCAGGCUGAGCUCUGCCACGCUGCUGGUCUGGCUGAAGGCGAGAGGAGCUUCUGUUGGUGGCAAACACAGGAAGGAGGAUCUGAUGCUGAAGGUCAUGGGCUGCCUGGCUGAGGGCUAG